This is a messenger RNA of Neopsephotus bourkii (Bourke's parrot), 2622 nucleotides long. RefSeq names its product cytochrome P450 2J2-like. The transcript is spliced from 9 exons. The record is from RefSeq and is a predicted model, not a curated record. Gene Ontology annotation, molecular function: iron ion binding; oxidoreductase activity, acting on paired donors, with incorporation or reduction of molecular oxygen, reduced flavin or flavoprotein as one donor, and incorporation of one atom of oxygen; heme binding. Lineage: Eukaryota; Metazoa; Chordata; Aves; Psittaciformes; Psittacidae. Gene Ontology annotation, biological process: xenobiotic metabolic process. The coding region runs from base 1 to 1497 and encodes 498 amino acids. Gene Ontology annotation, cellular component: cytoplasm; intracellular membrane-bounded organelle.
AUGGAGCUUCAGUUUUGGCCUGGUUUGGUUUCCCUCUUGGAAAAGCUGAAUGUUUGGAUGCUUUUGGUGGUCCUGGUCACCUUUCUUUUGAUUACUGACCUUGUGAAAAAGAGACGACCCAGGAAUUUCCCUCCAGGGCCACAGCUCUUUCCUCUUGUUGGAACCAUUGUGGACCUUAGGCAGCCCCUCCAUCUUGUGCUGCUGAAGCUUACUGCUCGGUAUGGGAACAUCUUCAGCGUGCAGUUUGGAAGCCUGACGUUUGUGGUAGUCAACGGGUACCAGAUGGUGAGAGAAGCUUUUGUCCACCAGGCUGAAAUAUUUACAGAUCGGCCAAAUAUUCCACUCCUCCAAGAAAUAUUCAGAGGCUUUGGGCUCAUAUCAUCAAAUGGGCAUAUUUGGAGGCAACAGAGAAAGUUUACUCUAGCAACACUGAAAAGCCUUGCUGUAAGUUUUGAGGAGAAAGUGCAAGAGGAGAGCCGGUACCUUGUGGAGACGAUUGAGGAGGAGAAAGGCCAGCCAUUUGACCCUCAUUAUAAAAUUAAUAGUGCUGUUUCGAACAUCAUCUGUUCCAUAACUUUUGGGAACCGCUUCGACUACCAUGACAACCGUUUCCAGGAAUUGCUGCACUCGCUGGCUGAAACGCUGCUGCUCAUCGGAAGCUUCUGGGGCCAGCUGUACAAUGCUUUCCCUUUCAUCAUGAGAUGGCUGCCAGGACCCUUUAGGAAAAUCUUCAAGCACUGGGAGAAACUGGAGUGCUUUGUAAAAGGAGUGAUCGCAAAGCACAAGGAGGAUUUGGACCAGUCUGAGGCAAGAGAUUAUAUUGACUGUUACCUGAAGGAAAUCGAAAAGUCUAAGGGUGACACCAGCUCAUAUUUCCAUGAGGAAAACCUCCUGUGCUCCACCCUGGACCUCUUCUUAACUGGGACUGAGACAACGGCAACUGCCAUCCGCUGGGCUCUGCUCUACAUGGCCACGUACCCCCACAUUCAGGAGAAAGUGCAACUUGAAAUCGACACGGUGAUCGGUCAAUCCCGCCAACCCACGAUGGCCGAUAAGGAGAACAUGCCCUACACCAGCGCGGUGCUGAGUGAGGUCCUGAGGAUGAGCAACGUUGUACCCCUGGGGGUGCCCAGGAUGUCCACCAGUGACACCACCCUGGCUGGCUUUCACCUGCCCAAAGGCACCACCGUGAUGACCAGCCUGACUUCGAUAAUGUUCGACAAAAACGUGUGGGAGACUCCCGACACCUUUAAUCCUGAACAUUUCCUGGAUAACGGCCAGUACAGGAGGCGGGAGGCUUUUCUGCCCUUCUCUGCAGGUAAGCGGGCUUGUCCCGGGGAGCAGCUCGCCAGGACCGAGCUCUUCAUCUUCUUCACAGCCCUCCUGCAGAAGUUCACCUUCCAGGCGCCAGAGGCUGCCACGCUGACCUUCGCCUUCACACUCAGCCUCACACGCUGCCCCAAGCCCUUCCAGAUCUGUGCACUGCCUCGGGACUGAGGCCAGCCUGCGGCUGCCCCCGACCCUCCCUGCUUCCCAAGUGUCGCAAUCAGCCCCAUAGAUUUGGGGCUGGAAUGAUGGGCCAUGGAUAUCAAGCACACUCUAAUAUGUGGGUGGCAGUGGGCAGGACAGGAGGGGCACAUAGAAUCAUAAUUUGGGAUGGAAGAGACCUUCAAAGGUCAUCUAGUCCAACCCCCCUGCAAUGAGCAAGGUCAUCAACUACAUCAGGUUGCCCAGAACCACAUCCAGCCUGGCCUCCAAUGCCUCCAGGGAUGUGCAUCUACACAUCCUGCACACUUCAAUGAGGACAACCCUAGCGGCUCUUCCCUCUAUCAGUUUAACAAAGUGCGAGAAUAUUAAAAGCCUUAUUACUUAAUUUCAGCCAUUAGCAACUUGCAGGAAGGUGUCUGCCAGCUGCAAAACCAUGGGCACAGUUGGGUCCAUGGCUUUUAAUUAAUUAAAAGCUGAUUAAAUAGGCACGAGUUAAUUAAAAAGGCAACUUGAAGAGAUUAAUUUUUUUUUUCCAUUUAUGCGACCAAGCAUUGAGGCUUAGAAAUGCAGUUUCCUGCGUGCUUUUGUUUGGAAGAUAGGCAUAGCAAAGAUUGCUUUUUUCCUCUCUUCUCCUCACCUUUCAUAAGAAGUGACUUUUCCCUGGGCACCCACGUAGGAUCCAGAAUAGUUAACAGGAAAAGAGAAUUAAAUACAGUUCCGUUUCCGCUGGCUUCAGCCUCCCUCUCCGGCAAUAAGCGCCUUUGCUGCGGUGCAAAGCAGUCCCUGUGCAGUGGCGGAUUUACGCCGCAUGGGAGAGUCCUUUGCCCAUCACAUCCUCACUACGCCGGGCACUCGAGGGUUUGUCGAUGAGUUGCUGCCCUAAGGUCACUACCUAAGGAUAAGACCUGCUGCAGUUUGAAUGGAUGGUUCGCGGUUACAGGCUCCGGUGGAUGGGGUUUUGCCUGGCUAAAAGAGAAAACAGACAAGAUCGGUGGCUUUUUUCAACUGUGAGGGUUUCAAAGCCAUUCAGGACUAGGUGCUGGUUUCUCUCCACUCUGGCAUAGGUCUGACCUCUGGUUUGACACUACAGCUUGUAUUACUUGCACUGGUUUAGCAAAUAAAUGUUGAUCUCUU